AGUUUACGCAAGUCGGUCGGAUGGUACGGUUGUUCCGUUGAUAAGCUUGAGCGUUACGGAUAGUUACUUGUUUCCAGUUUUGAUUUGUUUAGUUUUACUCGAAUGACCGAUUUUCAGGUGUCGUGUAUAUGAAUUAGUGCGAUUUUCUCUACUGUUGUUUUUAAAAUAAAAAAAAAGUCUUUAAAUUAGUGACGCCUAAACAUACUUGGAUCGAUUUUUACGUGCCUUGUGUUUUACAUUUCUAAUUUCAAUUCGAAGCAACAAAUCAAAAAAUCAUCGUCGUCUCCGUUCGGUGAAAGGUCUUCAGAUUUUUUUUUGUGAUUGCAGCUUAGCAUAUGGUGCGCGGUAUAUUGCUGAAAAAACUUGAUUUCCUAUAGUCAAAUCUGUGAGUGUGUGAGCCAAAUCGAUUUGAAUUGGAUAACGACUCAUAAGCCCAUCAUUGACCUGGAACACAUUUAACAAAAAUGUUCGUCGGAAGAAGACAUUGGAAGCUGUGGUUUGUGAUAGCAUUCGCUUUGGGUCUGCUAGUACUCGGAGUUCUAGUCACAUUUGGAUUUACCACGCUAGUUAGAGCAGUAAUUAAUCAUCAAGUAGCGCUAAGGAAAGGAGGACAAUCUUUCGGAUGGUGGUCAAAACCACCUGUGGAGCCCAUUAUACGAAUAUUUGUAUAUAAUGUCACCAAUGCGGAUGAGUUUUUGAACAACGGUACCAAACCAGUUCUAGACGAGCUGGGUCCUUAUGUAUAUGUGCAAACAUGGGAGAAAGUUAACAUAGUUGAAAAUCCCAAUGGCACAAUUAGUUACAACCAGAAGCGAGUGUAUAUUUUCGACGAAGAGCAAUCGGAAGGUACAGAAGAUGAUGUGGUUAUAGUGCCAAAUAUUCCAAUGCUCAGUGCUACAUCGCAAAGCAAACAUGCUGCAAGGUUUUUGAGGCUUGCAAUGGCUAGUAUCAUGGAUAUUUUGAAAAUCAAACCAUUUGUCGAAGUUUCCGUUGGACAACUUUUGUGGGGUUACGAAGAUCCCCUGCUGAAACUAGCCAAGGAUGUUGUUCCAAAAGAACAAAAAUUACCGUAUGAAGAAUUUGGUCUUAUGUACGGUAAAAAUAGUACAUCAAAGGACAGAGUAACUAUUUGGUCAGGCGUCGACGACAUUACUAAGUAUGGUAUAAUCGACAAAUACAAUGGCAGGUCUCAUCAAACCCAUUGGCUCUCCGAACAAUGCAACCGUCUCAACGGUACUGAUGGGUCUAUUUUCCCACCCCACAUAACGAAAAACACGACAUUGCAUGUAUACGAAAAAGAUCUUUGCCGUCUAUUACCACUAUCCUUUGAGAAAGAGGUGACUGUAAGAAAUGGCGUACAGGGAUACCGCUUCAGUCCCGCACCUGAUGUAUUCGCUUCAGUAGAUAUUAACAAGGACAACAUGUGCUACUGUCCUGCAGGACCACCUUGUGCACCGAAUGGAAUGUUCAAUGUUUCACUUUGUCAAUACGAUUCACCUAUUUUGCUUAGUUUCCCUCAUUUUUAUCUGGCCGACCAGUCUUUGCGAAACGCUGUCGAGGGAAUAUCACCACCAGAGAAGGAGAAACAUCAACUGUUCAUCGAUGUGCAACCGGAAAUGGGUACAGCGCUGCGAGCAAGAGCAAGAAUUCAAAUAAAUCUUGCCGUUAGUCAGGUGGUUGACAUAAAACAGGUGGCUAAUUUCCCAGACAUCGUCUUCCCCAUUCUGUGGUUCGAAGAAGGCAUUGAUUCGCUACCUGAUCCAAUACUGGAUUUAAUGAAGGUGGCUACGACCGUCCCACCAAAAGCCAAAUUUGUUCUUACAAUAGCAUUAUUUGCCAUUGGAGGCUUUCUGUUCGUGAUAGCAGUGUUUUGCCUUGUACGAAAAUCACACCGGCAGAGCACGCUUCAUCUAGAAGGUUCAAACUAUCUAGCGACAGCAUCAAUAGAUCAAGCCAAAAAGAAAGCUAAACUUGAAAAUGGAAGUCACACCAAUUGAAACAUUUUUACCUAACUUAUUUGUGAUUUGGAUAUGAUUCAAAUGUGUCCAUCGAGGCCGUAUGCAAAAAUAUUUAUUUUUAAAUAACAUAACUGGUCUGCAGGAACACAUCGCUUCACAAGUUUGCUCAAUUUAGAAAAUAAAAAAGAACGAAUAAACUCCAAUUCCUGCAGCUCCAAACGUUUGAAUAGACCAUGGUAAACUACAGCAUUGCCUACAAUCGCAUAUUUAACAAAAAGGCAUUGAGGAAAAGGAGCUUGAAGUUGAUGGCUUAUGGUAACAGGUAAAUGGUAAUCAGCUGCAGCACAACACACGCUAUGCCCAAAUCAGCAGAUUAUAAAAAUCGAAUGCAUAUCGGAUUUUUUCUCGCUAGAGAUCAGUAUAUCCAUAUUUUCAUAUUCGGAACGUUUUAGAGUAUUCUAUUGGUGUUUUUUUAUACAUUUUAUAUGGGCAGGUUUAGGUUACAAAUCGGGAUUUUCAUAAGAUUUACUGUGAAAAAUAGCUAAAAAGAAAAAAAAAUCGAAAUUUCACCUAUAGAAUAUUUUAAAACCUUUCAAUUAUGAAAAUAUGGACCAAAUACUAAUCUCUAGCGAUAAAAAAAAAUCCGAUGUACGUUCCAUUUUUAUAAUCUCCUGGUUCAGACAUAGCGUGUAAUAUGCAUUUUUGUUCAAUAGCUCUAAAAAGAUGACUUAUUAUUAAGGGUACUUAAUGAAGUAAAUGUGUCAUAUCAAUGCGAUUGUUAUGCUAGUACGUUAAACAAAACUUUUUUUUUGUUCUGUAGAAUGAUUUUGUAAACUUUAUAUAGUUUUCGCGUAUGCGCGUAACUGCAACGAUCAGUUUACGUUAAAUAGAUUUUUCGUUAAUAAAUUCCACAACAACUGAUUGAAUUUUUCAUAUUAUGACAACCGAUAAAUAGUAAUCUAUAACUGAAGUCACACACAAAUGAUUCAUAAUAUGGAAUUUAUCACACAAAACGAGAUAAGCAAAAAUGUUUUUCGUAUACUUUUCCAGUAGUUGUUUUUCCAGCGCAAUAGAAUAAAGUGCUGUGUUGAGAUUUUUUAUCUUACGAUUACAUUGGGGGAGAAUACUGUAAUACGUACCGAUCAACCUUUUUCAGUCAUCUCCCCGUUCUUAUCCUUAUAUUUCACUAUUGCGCUUCUUGAGAUAUAUUUUAGUUUCUCUCUUUUCUGUGACUGUCAAUCAGUUAUGCGCCAGGGUUAAUCUCUUAUCAUGGACAGCACGCUUAUUUUCCCUGCUAAGAGCAAAUCUGCCCUUAACGGUAGCAUUCAAUCCACACAACACUGUGCGCAACUACCUGGCGCACAAUUAAUAAUACCACAGAAAAAUUAAGAACAGUUUUCGCAACUUUUGUAUUACAUCAUAAACACUUCACAACGGUCAGCUAGUAGACCAGUUUUGACAUUUGUCCUCGUUUUCGUUGACCACACACAAUGGAUCUGGGCAGCGCGUAAACCUGGAGCGUAACUGGCGGGCGCGCAACUAACUCGACGAAAGUAAAAUUUUACAAUAUAUUCGCAAUAUAACCGCUUGUGUUACAAGAUGCGCACACGUUUCUUCUGUCAUAUGCAGUAGAAAGGCUGACUUCCACAGUUUUUCCAAAGGCAAACAGACGUGAAACUGGACUAUUUAAAUUGCCUUAGAAUAAUGGAGCGAUUAUUGAGACAUGAACGCUUGAUGUACCGUUUCUGCGAGGCUCCUAAUUAAGGUUUUUAAAGUCAAAUGUUUGUAAUUCAACAAAUUUGCACAUUUCUUGUUGCCGUAAUGCGUUUCUAGAUAUUUCGACAAUUCAAAAAUAAUCAUCUGGUAGCCAUGUAGCACGAAUAGCGAUUAUGUACAACGAAGCUUGUAGAAGGCACUUACAUGAAAUACAUACCCCUGGUUCUGAAGUAUUAUGAAACAUCGAAAAUUCAAAAUAAUCGUUUGAAGCGUGGUCGAUUUCGUCAGUGUUACUUCUGUUUGUCUAUGGCUUUUAUUUGCAUUU
This is a messenger RNA of Aedes aegypti (yellow fever mosquito), 3999 nucleotides long. RefSeq names its product scavenger receptor class B member 1 (gene emp). Gene Ontology annotation, molecular function: scavenger receptor activity. The record is from RefSeq and is a predicted model, not a curated record. The transcript is spliced from 7 exons. NCBI's taxonomy places the organism in Eukaryota, Metazoa, Arthropoda, Insecta, Diptera, Culicidae. Bases 465 to 1997 code for a protein of 510 amino acids. Gene Ontology annotation, cellular component: membrane; cytoplasm.